Funneliformis geosporum is the source of this 2925-nucleotide messenger RNA. NCBI's taxonomy places the organism in Eukaryota, Fungi, Glomeromycota, Glomeromycetes, Glomerales, Glomeraceae. The record is from the annotation of a GenBank genome assembly.
AUGUCAACACCUAUUUCAUCUGAAGCAGAAGCAUUACGCCAAGCAGUCUUGUUAUCAAUGAGACGUGAGACGAUACAACAAAAUGAAAAUCAAGAAGCAACAACUACAUUAGCUCAACUACAACAAAUGGAUGUAACUCGACAAGUUACAAUAAAAAAUGACGGUUAUACGACACCACCGCAAAGACCUUCGCUUCCUUCUGAAGAGUAUGUUACGCCGGAAGCUCAAAUUCUUAACGCUUCAGCAAUUCCAGCCUUUUCACCAGAAGAAGGAGAAUAUGUAGAUUCUGGCGAAGAAGACUCUGACGAGGAUGAUUUCCGAAAGACUAGACCAAUAACAAACCCGUUUGACAUAAUGCAAGCAGUAGUAAACGGAACUAAUUACGAACGAACUACUGGCAACUUAUUUCAAAGAUAUCUUGAAAAUUCUCCUGAAACAGCUUGGGCCUUUGAUAGCGAAACUGGAAGUCCGGCUGAAGAAGGCGAAAUAGAAGAAGGAGAAAUUGUUGAGUCGGAGUUGAAUUCUGAAGAACAUGUAAUUCGGGUCAAGAAUGCAGACGAAGAGGCAAGAGAAUUGAUGAAAGAGCUUUACGAAGAAUAUGGAGCACAACCACUUGAUAUCAUUGAAGAAGGAAUCCCAAUCGAUGUCGUGGUUCGAUUUACAAGGGAGCUUAAUCACAGAUUGCCACCAGAAUUAGAAGUUUUUAGUGUUGUAACUCCAAAUGGACAAGAACAAGCUUCUUCGUUGACACAAUUGAAUACUGUUUCGCUCAGCACAAUCAAACUUGAACCGGUAGAAGAUAAUUUACCCAUAAUCAACAAUGUGGAGAGCCAGCGCGAAAAUCCCUUAGUGCAAAUAAUACCCACAGCUUCUCAAGUUGAGCCAAAUUUUGUAUCGAUGGAUAGGCCAUUUAUGGUAUCCAGGGAACAAAAUUUUAUUAUUGAUUUAAGUGAUACUUCAGACGAUGAACACCAUAUUGCUGGCUUCCUUAAAGAAGUUAAGUCAUCAUUAUCUGGCAAUGAAACACAAUUGGAUGCCAAGCGGAAGUUGGAGGAGAAGGAACGUGAAAUAAAGAGAAUGAACGAGUUGAUCGCGAGCAAGACUGAAUUGCUCAAGAGAAAAUCUAAUACAACAACUCAAUCAAUGUCAACCAGCUCAAAUACGGAAGCUUCAAUUGACAUGAUUCGAGCAGAAUUGGAAGCUUUCGAAACAGCAAAAUCUCAUGUUUCAGAACUUAAGACUCGCCUUAACGAAGAAGAUAAGGUGCUUGAAAGUAUUCGAUCUGAAGUAGCCGAUAUUGAUAUCAAGAUCGAAGAAAGUAGCUCACUCGCAAAGCAAUGCGUAGAGCAAAUGAAAAGUUACGACGUACAAAAGGGCCAAAUGCUACAUAAGAGAGAAGAAAUCGAAUGUCGCAUCCGGACACUUCACGACGAACUUACUGAAGUUCAGUAUCAAAUCGAUAACGUUGAUAAAGAAAAAGAAAGCACAGCCAUUGGAUUGGCCAAAAAAGAAGAGGAAUAUGCACAACAAUUAAAGACGAAAGAACAGCAUUUGGAACGAGAGAGUGGAGUAGUGGAAAACAUCGCACAAAUUAGGAAACAGCUUGGACCGAUAUUAAAUGAUAUUAAAGUUAAAAAAGAACGACUUUCGCAAAUGGUUGCUCAGUCGACAAAGACACGGAACGAUUUGACUUUGGUCGAAUCAUCGCCAUCCGUUCCUAACAAAAACGGAAAAAGGGGCAUCUUUCACGAACCAGAAGUGGUUCAAGAGGAAACUUCGAAGAAACCCAAAUUAGCUCAUGAAGUAGCAGAACUCAGUAAGAAGAUCGAGCAGGUGAGCAAGGAACAACAAUCCUUGCGAGAAAGCUUAGAGAAGAAGCGCCAGGGAGAGGCAGAAACGACAAUUUCUAAAAAAAGUCAAAAUUUGGGUCCAGACAACGAGUGGAGAGCUGAAAAGAUAGCUUCGCAAGAAGCUAUUUCUGAAAAUAAAUAUGAAGUCUUCAGAUCUUAUGAAAGCCCAUUAAUUGACUUCCGCUCAUUCAGAUUCCACCCUGAAUAUCUCGAAGUUGUGAAUGACGCUAAGUCAUUCACAUAUAAUAAUAGUAUCGUUCCCAACAAGAAGAUGUGCGCGUUUGAACUUCAACCGCGGGGUAUAUGCAAUGACGACGAUUGCAGGUCACAACAUUUCCGUGAGCUUCCAAAGACCGAAAAAAUGAUCAUUAAUGAUCUUACCGGAUAUUACGAAGGUGAGAAUAUCUCACAACAGCGGCAUUACCGUGAAGGCCUUCAUAGGCUACUCGGUGAUCUUGAAAUGAACGGAAGGGACUCGUUCCUCGAGAAAUUCGAGGAUAUAAGAAAAUAUCGCGACACAUUUGUUGCAAGAAGCCAAAACGAUGGCACUGGGGCUCCACGGGUUGUGUUCACAAAUGAACACCGGCCAUUGACCAAUGACUGGUACAUUUCGCUGCCGGCUCGCGAAAGUGAAUCGGAUUAUGUUUCCGAAAGCUUGCCCACACCAAGAAUGCCAACAUCAUCAUCGUCCGGACCAGAUGACGACCAUCAACAAAUAUAUCCAACUUCACCUGAGUUAGAAGAUGAAGAUGAUGACGGUGAUUACUUCUCACCUCCUCUUCACGAGAAAAAUGAGGAUGAAAAAUAUGAAAACUUUGACGAAAGUAUGGAGACAUGUCACGAAUCCGACGAUCAAUACGCCGAAUUAAGCGAAUCUGAGUCUGAAUCCGCCGCAUCCGGAAACGGAAACGAACAAAAAAAUAUCGCGAACAUUAGAUCAUCGACUGAAUUUGCAUCUAUAAAUAAUGAAGUGCAUGAGCGGCAAGAAAUCGUCCCAGAACAACAGAGAGAGGAACAAGAAGUUUAUGCUCCAUUUGGAUAUGUAGGCAGAAUUAUCAAUUGGUUUUUAAUUUGA